AUGAUCGAGACGACUGACAUUCGAAUCAGCCCAAAGGAGGAGGUGAAGAACAUCGCCUCCAAGGGUGGUAAAACAAGUCAAGGCGGCUUCGCUGAUAUGGACGCCGAUAAGCAGCAUGACAUAUCUUCUGAAGGAGGGCAGAAGUCCUCCGGAUCCUUUGAGCCCGGGAGCCAAAAGGCAAGCGAGGCCGGCCGCAAGGGAGGCCUGAACAGUGGCCGCGCGGAAUAA
Geosmithia morbida is the source of this 228-nucleotide messenger RNA. RefSeq names its product Stress-induced bacterial acidophilic repeat motif. The record is from RefSeq and is a predicted model, not a curated record. Lineage: Eukaryota; Fungi; Ascomycota; Sordariomycetes; Hypocreales; Bionectriaceae. The coding region runs from base 1 to 228 and encodes 75 amino acids. The transcript is spliced from 2 exons.